This is a messenger RNA of Salmo salar (Atlantic salmon), 5472 nucleotides long. Its product is annotated as cadherin-like and PC-esterase domain-containing protein 1. The record is from RefSeq and is a predicted model, not a curated record. Lineage: Eukaryota; Metazoa; Chordata; Actinopteri; Salmoniformes; Salmonidae.
AGAGGAGGCAUGUGUGCACAUUUAGACCGCUCAGUGUACAUCGUGGAAUUCCCGAAACUGUCGGAGCGUUUACAAGAACGCUCCUCAACUAUUCAGUUGAAAAGGAUCUAUGGUAUAAACGCCACUUAUUUUUUUCUUUACCCGAGGGAGUUUUACUUUUGGGAACCAGUAGACGUGUGUGUGAGACUGUAAUCCACCCGUCUGCACGGAGAGGAAGUUCGGCUACUGUUGACUUUUUUCUCUUAGAGUAGCCUAACCCAAACCAGGUGAAGUCGCCCCCCCCGUGCGCAGCCAGCGCUCCGAUAUAGUUGAAACCCUCUUUGUAGUCUGUAGCCUAUUUCGGGCUCUGAAGUCUUGGUGAAGUUCUUCAUUUUUCUAACUUCAUUUUGGCUCUGUCUGUGUCUGAUCUCAUAUUUUUAUGCGUCCUCCUUUUGGUUCUGGAUGGGAAUGGCAGUUUUCUGACAGCGGGCAGGAGCAGAGUCUGAUCUAGCCACAGUCAUGAGGUUCCGCUUCUCGAGAAUGUUUUUAAUCAUCUGAGAGGCACUCUUCCCCAAAGAAAGAGAGAGGGAAAACUUUUCCAUGCUCUCUCGGGGCUCCAUAGUGUUCGAGGAUGUGAAAGUUGGACUGUGGCUCACUUUGAUCUAACUUCAUUAUCACGAAUAACGGAAUAACAACGUUGGGGAAAAGGUUUUGUUUGUUUGUUUGUGCCAGCUCACAAAUCAACACUCAAAUUUGCCAUAGCGACGGCUCUUGGACACCAUGUACCCCCUCUGAAAUACCAACCAGGUCAUCUUUGAAAGAUAAAAUGCAGCACAAUGUUUCAGGUCGUGGCUUAUUCCUGAAGUGCGUGUUUUUACAGAUAGAAAAAACACAGAGCAGCGGGGCUAACGGCCAGAGUUGUGUGAGGUCUGAGUGGGACGCGGAGAAGAAGUAGGCUAAAUAUCUUCCCUCAUGGUAUGCCUUUAUUCUUCUGCCAGCAAAGUUGGGAGUGAAGCGGGAAUGUUUCUUCGGGGGCUCUGGACGCUCCGCCGCAGGUAUUGCUCCGGACGGUUAUUGCUCCUAGGGGUCGCGGUGUGUCUUUUCUACCAGACCCUGAUGGUGGCACGGAGUCGGUUCAAAGGCGGCCCACCCGCGGCUGAUGAACGCAACAAGUCAACGAUGACUGGAGCGUUGGAGGUAUUUGAUGAACUUCUGCAGGACCCUUCGAGGCUUAUUUCUACCCUGGAGGCUUUGGAGAGGGAAAUAUAUGUCAAGGGGUCCAAUCAGAACCGGGCCGGGCGGGUCACGCGGGCCGUCGUGUUGACGGGUCAGCACGUAGCCGCGGAUACAGAGGUCCAGCUGUUCCAGCGGAUCCUGGAGCAGCGAGGCUACGAGGUCAGCCUGUCCCGAUACGCCGAGACCAACACAGCCCAGAGACACGAUAACGGUGGCAGUGUGGGGUGGAGUGUGUUGGUGUGUCUGAGCGGUUCAGAGAAGAGUUGUCUGAGGAGAGUGUCCUUCUCCCAUCUGCAGCCCCAUCAGAGGGUCAACAUGAUACCUGGGCUGGUGGGGGCCUUCUCUGAUGUGGACGGACUCUGUCGCUUCCAGACAGACAGCCGGCUAGUAGGGCUGGCAUUACGCAUCAAUCCAUCUGCCUGUGGAUCGCCCCUCCCCAAGCUGGGAGAUGUUCGUCAUGUGGCACAUGGUGAUUGGAACCCAGCUAUCACCACACUUAACUUGGUGAGCCCUGGCCUCGUUGCCAUGGUGACAGUUUAUGUCCUGGUCACCUCGGUAACGCCCCUCACAGCCUUCCUUCAUCACACGGGCCUGGUCUGGACAAACGAAGACACGGACAGCCACACCACACAGCUCAAGCCCUUUCUUCUGCAGCAGCUGGGUCCUGAUGCAUCCCAUGAGGCCUUGGACCAUGUGAAGGAGGUCAUAGGUCAGGUGUUGAGGGUGGCAGCAUUGACCAAUGAGGAGCCUAGCUCUCGGCACAGUAGGUGUCUCCUGUGUUUCCAGCUGAUGACAUUCACUCUUCAGUUCAGUGGUUCCCUUCUGCCUAUCAUAGUGAAGGCUGAGACUGACCUGCACUUUGAUGGGCUGAGGGACCCAGGGUUUGACGGACAGAUCGCAAAAGAGUUCAUCCUAGAAGAUGCUCUUCUCUUCCUGCUCCCAGCACACAGUGGACAGGCCAGUCUGAAGAGCCCUUCACACACCGAGACAGGCAAUGGACAGAGGUAUGGUGGCUGUGGGGGGACAUACGGUCUCUGUCUACCAGAACACCAGACUCUCCUCCUCCUCCAGUUCCUCCGUCAGCUGAGGACACCAGGGCCAUUUGAACUGCUUUAUCCCGCAGCUUCUCCACAGCGCUCUCCUAUCCAAGACUUUCUCUUUCGAUCGUUCCCUAGAGCGGAGGAGUCUGGGAGUGGGCUGCAUUUCUCAGCAUUGUUGGACAGAGUCUGUUCUCAUUAUACAGAGCAAAGGAACCAGACUUACAGGACCAAUAAAGCAGAGACACAGACCGGGUGGAACCAACACUCAGGCUCCCAGGACCUCCCUGGAGACAAAGAGCGGUGUGUGGACCCCCACCUCAGACAACUGUACACAGACCCCCCUCUGACCCUCAGCCCCCCCUUCAGUCCCUGGGUGAAGGACUACCGUGCUGAGGUCCCCUUUGAUGUGGUGACCCUACGCCUCCGCCCUGAGCCAAUCAGCCCAGCCUGUCACAUACACCUGGAUGAGCACAGAGGACCUAGAACAGCAAACUACCCAGUCGGCCUGGGCAACAGCAUAAUCAACAUCCUAGUGACGGACGAGUUGCUCACCACAGAGCCCGAGCCCGUUGUCAUGACAAUAUACACUCUGCACAUGUACCGCGAGAGCCGGCCCAGCCUGCCCAUGUUUGGGGAGCAUGUGAUGUGUGGCUUCGUGCAGGACUGUGGCCUGGUGGUGCAACCAGAUCAGCCCUGUGGUUUGGAGCCACUCCCUGGGCCACUCUCUCCAGGCGAGCCCCUGGCCCCAACUCGGCCCUGCACCUCUGGGGAUGUACCAGGUCGUUGGGUGGUUCCUUGCCUCAGCUGUGCCGACAACCGGACCUGUGACUGGAGAGAGGUUGCCUGGCAACCCGAGGGCUGUUACCACCCCUUGCUGGACCACCCCCAGCUGCAGGACUGCAUGAUGUACAGGAAGGUAAUGUUCAUAGGUGACUCCACUAACCGGGGGAUGAUGUACUUCCUGAUGGAGCGGGUCAAUUCUAGUCUGGAGGACUGGGGCAAGGCACACGACAGCCUGAUCUAUCGCAAGGUCAAUCAGGGACACACACACGUCUCCUACUCCUACUACCCCCAGUUCUGGCUGGAGCAGAGCCACAGACCCACCUUCCAGAGGGCCCUGGAGCAGCUCAUACUGAGGUCGCGACCCCUGGAGAACUCCCGUCAGACUGUGCUGGUGGCAGGAGGUGUCCAGUGGCUCAACACCAACCACCUAAGGAUCAUGAGAGAAGUGCUGGAGAGGGAAGGGCUACAGGAUAUCAUGGUGGUGGUGAAGUCUCUGGGCAUGGGCUUCCAUCUCCCUGUGGACGGCAUCCGCUCUCUCUCACUGAGAGGAGUACAGGAGCUGUACAGAGAGAACAGCAACAUCAUCACCGCCGCAAAGCACUAUGGGUAUGAGGUCAUAGACACAUUCAGUGUCACCAUGGGCCGCUACAAAGAGUUCCUGCAGGGACGGUGCGCCUGCCAUUUUCAUGAGGUUGAAAAGCUGUCGUUCUCCAAGGCUCCGCUACACAGGAAGAUGAAGCUCCUAAGACACGGCGAGGAAUCUGGAACCAGAACCAGUGGAACUGGAACCGGGCUCAGUGAUCAGCCCACCCAGCAGCGCCAGGACCAGUGGGUGGGGUCUAACUCCUCCACCUAUCACGUGAGAGGAGCGGUGAACCAGGUGUACUCGCAGAUCCUGCUGAGCAGACUGUGUGUGAGAGACACGGGAAACUAGACCCACCCCUCGCCACCACUGACUGUGUCUGUGUGUGUGUGUGUACUUGUGUCCUUGCUUACUAACGUGUGUGUGUGUGUGUGUGUGUGUGUGUGUGUGUGUGUGUGUGUGUGUGUGUGUGUGUGUGUGUGUGUGUCCAUACAAGCAUCUCUCUAAAGAAAAUGAAAGGUCAUUCCGUCCAGGAAGUGCUGGAGUAACAGGAGAGUCCUGACUGGUCAGCCGUGUGACAGACAUCACCACUGUCUGUCACACAGACCUCCUCUGAUUGGCCCACACACUGGGCCCCCUGUCAUGUGACUGCUACCUCUGCUAGGUAGAGGUUUCCAGAUGGUCGAAGAGGGGGAUCGCUGGCCUACUGCCAAAAGACGAGGGAAGCAGCUGGAGAAAGAAAAAAGAGGAGAGCGAGAGUGACUGUCGAAAGGAGUGCGUCGUGUGCACAUCCCAAAUGUAAGCCUUGCUCUCCCACCAACCGACAAUGCUCCCUCAACGCUCCAGCACAAACCCUUACAAUUGUAUAGUUUUAUAGUUGUGGAAACGUUGUUGAAAUGUUGUACAGCAUUGGUUCUCAAUCCUCUCCUCGGGUAACCCCGGCAAUUCCAUGUGUUUGAUGUAUUCCAGAGCUAGCACACCUUAUUCAGAUUCAACUGGUCAACUAAUCAGGUGAGCUAGCUGAGGGCUACAACAACAUUGUGAAACGUCUGGGGGUCCCCGGAGGAGAGGUUCGAGAACCACUUUUGACGUGUGCCUUUGAUGCCUUUGUGCAUCAGGAAAGCCUCUCUCUCGCCAUUGGAGGGACUUUUGGAUAUCCCGCUAUUCCUCCUCAUGUACAGUACCUCAUCCAUCCGCCUGUUCUAUUCCUCCUCAUGUACAGUACCUCAUCCACCCGCCUGUUCUGUGGACACCACAAAGUAUUCUAUUCUAUGCCAAAGAUAUGACGAAAGCUGAGCUAUUCUUCAAGUGAAUGUCUUAUGUACGAUUUUCUUAUAUUUCUACAUGUUUUUCUACAUCUGUUUAUUCGUGCCUAUAAUGUUGAUAAUCAGUGUAUAAUGUUUUACAUGCAGCAUAUUGUUGACAUGCUAAUGAAGGACUGGUGUAAUGUAUGCUAUGGAUUUCUACAUAUUGUCUGAUCUGUCCUCUGAUCAUUUGUAUGGAGGGAACUGAGCUGGUGAAGAUGAAGGUAAUUGUAACAGAUAGGCACAAACACAUGCCCACACACACACAGGAGUGGAGACUACCUGCUUAGCUCUGUUUAGUGGUCCUAUGGAACAUUGAUAGCAAACCUAAUCAUUUGAUUCAGUGAUUUUGAAGGAAAACUGACGAAAAAAAACCAGAAAGACAUAUUUUCUUCAUGCUAAAUAUUAUCAACACUAUUAAUUUAUUAUUAAAGAACAUGUGUAUCUUCAAAUGGCACUAACUUCAGCUUUGUGUUUCCAGAUGGUACAUAUAACAGUUAUUCCGCUACAAUAUUCUCACAUUAAAAUAUAUAUUUUCUUAACUUAA